This is a messenger RNA of Patella vulgata (common limpet), 2167 nucleotides long. RefSeq lists its product as uncharacterized. The transcript is spliced from 19 exons. The record is from RefSeq and is a predicted model, not a curated record. The coding region runs from base 80 to 2074 and encodes 664 amino acids. Gene Ontology annotation, biological process: proteolysis. NCBI's taxonomy places the organism in Eukaryota, Metazoa, Mollusca, Gastropoda, Patellidae. Gene Ontology annotation, molecular function: metalloendopeptidase activity.
GUAAAAAAGGUUUUAGAAAUUCUACACUUGUUAUUGUUUACGAACAGUUUGAAGUAACAGCAUCCUCUCCCUUGUCGUCAUGUUAUCAUAUAUGAUAGUUCCAGUUUUAUUUUUUCUUACAUCUCCAUUCAUCCAACCGACUCAUGGUGCCAAAGAAUUAAAUUAUGUUUAUGACCCACCCAAUGAAAUUGAAUUAUUAAUGGUAAUUGAUAAUGAAGCUUAUUCCAGAUGGUAUCAAAGAGAAGGUGGUGAUCAUAGCGAUGGUAGACAGAUGAGAACACAGCAAGCUAUAACCAAAUACGUCACAUCUGUUGUGCAUGGGAUGAACAGUAUAUUUAAAACAUUAGAAUCACAAGAUCUGAGAGUCCAUAUUUCAUUGGUUGAUAUACUCAUCAUACAGACGGAAGAAGGGGGCAAGUGGCUAUCCAGAUUAUCCAAAGCGGGUUUUCCCAGGAAUAUAGUAAAGGCUACUAAAGCUUUGAAAGCUUUCAACGACUGGGUAUGGAAACACAAAAGCGUGUUACCAGCACAUGACCACGCCAUGUUAUUAACCGGGUUUGAUCUACAAUCCAAACAUGAAACGCCUGGUCGCUUAACUACAGGACAUGCUUAUCUAGGAACUAUGUGUAGAGAAUCAUCAGUAUCUGUUGUGGAGAAUCAGUUUAAUUUUGAAGAUGUAGAGGCUGCUAGUCAUGAACUUGGACAUAGUUUAGGCAGUGAACAUGAUGGAGAAGGCAAUGCCUGUACAGACAAAGAUGGCUACCUAAUGGCGCCAAUUAUAAAGGUUAACGCCACCUAUCGGUGGUUUUUCUCAUCAUGUUCUGUUAAUUAUAUCCAGGAAUUAAUAGAUCAAGUAGCCAGUGAAGGAAAAAACUGUUUAUAUCAGAAAAAUAAUGCAGGUCACAUGCCAAUACAGCCAAAUGCUGACGUUCAGUUAGGAGAAUUGCUAACUCCUGAUCAACAAUGUAUUUUAAUAGAGGGACCUGGGUCAUUCCUGUGUAGGGAUUUCUAUGGAACAAACGAUUAUCCUACGUUAUGCAGGAAUAUGUGGUGUCUUAAUGUGACGUCACAAACACAGAAUAAACAGACGUGUAAUACGUUUUUAGGUUCAGAUGGAUUUGUAUGUGGAAAUCAAAAGAGAUGUGUACAGGGAGAAUGUGUGGCAGACAGCAGCGCACCCGAUGUUUUAGAUUACUGCCCCCAAGGUGACGAACAAGGUAUUGUCUGGAAGAACUUGACCUGUGCGGAUAUAAUUGAACUUACUCCAGAACAAUGUUACGAUCCUGUAACACAGAAGAAAUGUUGUGCUUCUUGUGAUAAAAUUGAUACCGGUGAUUUACAAUGUCCGUAUGGUGAUAAGAGCUCGUGGUGCAGAACUCAUCUCGAACUACCAGUCGGCUGUUAUAAUAAUGAAGAAUUGUGCUGUGGAACCUGUGCCAAAUUAAAACAAACAGCAAAACCUGAAUGUCCCUAUGGUGAUCGAAGUACAUGGUGUAAUACGACGUUACAAGUCCCUAUGGGAUGUUAUGAUAAUGAACAGUUAUGUUGUGAAACCUGUAAAAAACAUAAAAUACAAUCCAAACCAGAAUGUCCAUAUGGUGAUAAAAGUUCUUGGUGUUCUACUAAAUUAACAGUACCUUACGAUUGUUAUAAAAACAGUGAGCUAUGCUGCAAUACCUGUUCACAACAUUAUAAACCACAAAAUAGAGGUUGUGAAUAUGGAGAUAAAAGCACGUGGUGUGCGAAAGAAAUGAAAGCACCGUCUGGCUGUUAUUUAAAUUCCGAACUAUGUUGUGGAACCUGCUCUCAGUAUUAUAAUUCUUCCGACGUCGGUUGUGAAUACGGUGAUAAACAUUCAGACUGUUCUAAGGUUGAUUUUCCUAUGGGUUGUUACAAGAAUCAACUUCUUUGCUGUGGAUCUUGCAGACCCCUCAAACGGCCUGAUCGUCGUGGAUGUGAAUUUGGUGAUAAAAGUUUGUGGUGUAAAAAUCGUCUGCGACCGGCUCAAGACUGCCCAUUAAACAGGGAUCUGUGUUGUGGAACUUGUCAAUAUAAUGAUGCCAAAAACGGUUAAGGGUGUUUUAUCAUCUUCGCUGAUUAAUGAAGAUGGCGAGAUAAUUAUUUAUUUGUACAGUUUUAUAUGUUACAAUAAAAAUGGCUAAAAUGG